Messenger RNA from Doryrhamphus excisus (bluestripe pipefish), 4372 nucleotides. The record is from RefSeq and is a predicted model, not a curated record. NCBI's taxonomy places the organism in Eukaryota, Metazoa, Chordata, Actinopteri, Syngnathiformes, Syngnathidae.
CCUGGCAUGCCAUACCCGACAUGAGUGGAAAAAAAUUCUCCUCCCUCCUGUGUGGAAGUGGACUCGAAGAUGCUGCAUGGACUAAAGAGAGACAACGGCUACUUUCAAACCCACCCAGCUCGAAGAUCUGCAGGGGCAUGGUGAGGCCAGGCUCCUUGGUUCCUACCAGAGGCCAGUAGCUGGAGCUGAAGUCUUCACUGGGAGGAAGCAGCAGCAGCAUGGACACUUUCUCUCCCAACUGCAGAAGCUCCCUGGCUGACCCUGAGCUGUUCGUAGAGCAUGUCCAUGGCGGUGGGUUCAGGCAGCAGAGGAAUUCUACUGCGGUUCUUCUCCAGGCGGGCCAAAGGCAUCCACUGUAGAGGAGGCUCCGGGUGGCUUGGGGGCACAAAGGAUGAAAACCGCCACCAGAUCGUCGAGCUUCAGCGCCCAGUCUGCCGGUCUGCACACUAACAGGAAGUCCACGCCAUCAACCGCCACAGCCAAUCACUGAUCAGCUGAUAUCUUUGUCAUGAUAUGCGUUCUUCCAAGACUCACAAACGGGGUUAUGUCUGGCUCCCGCCUUUGUCAGCACGUGGAGCAGAGGGGAAUUGUGGUCUCUGUCCUUCUUUUCUCCUCUCUCCCACAGGCCGCCACCUCCUCCACCUCCUCCUCUGCAGUUCUUGUGGUCUCUGGACAGCAGAGUUUGAACAGCCAGCGUGUCUUCAUUCUCCACCGCGUCCCACAAGGUCUUGUACUAAUAGGGUUACAAGAAGGUUGUCAGGUUGGGUCAGGGGAGUCCAAGGCAGGAGUUACAUCAUCAUGGAAAGACACAAGCAAUCCGCAUGUGAGCAUCAGCGUGACAGAGAUGUAGCGUCGUGUGAAAUAUCUUACAGCAUCUGCAGACUUGCCGAGGUGUUUGGGUGCGCCUGCUCCCCUGCCGACAGACGACUCCCCUCCCCUUAGCCGGCACGACAGAUUUCUAUAGAUCCGCUUGGGCGAGACGGGACCCAAGGAGCGCCGGCGAUGGGGUGGGUUCCUCGUGGAUACGGACAUGACAAAGCAGGACAGGAGAGAAGGAGCAGAAGGCUGCACACUUCAUGUUAUUGAUCCGGCAAACAACAUCCAAACCACUUGUUUUUAUUUUUUUCCCUCCCUUAAACUAUUCAUUAAAUGUACGGCUAAAGACAGAAAAUCAUUAUAGUGCUGGGUAUUUUUUGUGAUAUUUUCCCCUUAUACAGUAUAUGCCAUCGGAUACUCAUCCAUUUGUUUUUUUUUUUUUAAAUGUUGAUAUCAAUAAAGUUUUCAGCUUCUAAAUUGAGUUUGUUAGCUGUGGUGAGCGAUAGUGCAAAUUAGUAUCAAAUUGAUACACUCCACGCUAUAAUCAGAGUAAUACAGGACACUUACUUUAAUAGCACUCUUAUAGCGCUAGUAUCAUCCUAUACCGAUGCUACCCUCGGUAUCAAUGCUGUGGAUAUUUGGAUCGUUUCUUUCGUCUCUAAAGUUGUAGCUGUUAGCUAGUUAGCUAGCAAAUGAAAAAAAAAAGUUACCUAGCAAUUGUUUCCAGACGUAGCUGUUCCUUAAAGGCCACCUAACUGCUGAAACGUUUAGAAUGUAACUUCACCAAAAAAAAUGACAAGCGAGGAGAUUAUAUACGACAAGAUUCACUUCAGACACGACCCACGAUGGAGUGGGCGUCUGGGCCCCGCAGAGGGAGGGGGCCUUCAGCUCUGCGUGGCUUGCGUGAUUGAAAUGUUGGAGAGUGAUGACGUUUCGUCGGUCAGGAAGGCUUAUGCCUUGUCGGCUGUCAGCGGGGUCCUCAAGUGUUCUCCAGGGGCCCUGCGGGACCUGCUCCAACAGGACCACCAAGUCUCCAUGCAGUUUAUAACUUCUCUACUGGGGAUGCUUCAUCCUGCAGUGGAUUCAGCCACUUUGGAAAAGGUGGACCAAGUCCUGGUUCUACUGCUUUUAGAGCUUCAGAGCGAGCUGCCGUUACUCUUUGUGUUGGAUCAAAUUGACAAAAAGGUGAUUGACCAGCUCAAUGUGAAGGAUUUCUUGCCAACAUUCAACUUCCUAGGGAGUCUGGUGGAAGCCGUGCCCAGUGUGGCCCUUAGCCUGGUGACCCAGUAUGUUCCCUUGCUCGACCGUCUGUGCUCGGUCUUCUUGUACCCGGAUGAAGGGCUGAAGGCAUCGGUGGUCUACGUGUGGCUCAAGAUGUUGGGGGGCGCCGGGGGCUCGGCAGCCCACUCCCUGCCCAUCACCCUCAGGGACAGGGUGUGCGUCCUGUUGGUACAGACCUUUGCCAAUGCCAGCUCCGCCCAGCUUAUCAACAAUUGCAUCGCUCUGUUGUGGCUCCUGGUGCAGUGGGGAGAGGCGGUGUCAGUUCUUAUGAGUAACGCCGAUGUUCACUUCAUGAGCAGCCAGAAAGAGAACAGCCACAUCAACAACAGCCAGCACCAAGAGCAACAGACUCCUGACCACUGCCAUCUGCCUCUCAUCCUCAAAAAGUUGCUGCUGAGCGGCGACGAGGCCUUGCACGUGACCAGCGCAAAGUGCAUGGCAUCUAUUCUGGUUCAUUCUCCCAGUCUCUACAGCGCUCCUUUCAUCAAAGCUGACGUACCAGAGUUUCUAUUUGACCGUCUGGCGAGUACAAGCAGUGAGGUGCUGCUGUGGGCCAUCUACAGCUGCUUGGUGUUACUGGUUGAAGACCAACUGUUUUUCUCCCAGUGUCACUCAGUGUACGGUAUAGAAUCCCUGGUGCGCAGUCUGAAACAGGCCCUGCAGCUGGCCAACGUGGACGUGCUGAAACAAGGGCUUUUGCUCCUUACCGAGAUCUUGGAAAGGCAGCCCCCAAAUGUGCGUUUAUUCCUCAGUCCACAGGCGUUUAUGGCUGUAUCACAGACCGUGGUCGCUGGACUGUCCUGCUCCUGCCUGCGAGUGGCCACACAGGCUGCAAACGCCGCCUCCGCCCUCUUUAGACUUCACCACCAAUCCAGACCUGUCCAGUACCAGGAGUUACAAGAACUGGUAGGAGCCAUCACUACCAGAUUCAACGAGCUUCCCUUGUACUCUGGUCAACGUCGACGUAUUGGCAGUCAGAGGAAGUCAGACCACAGCAGCCUGGCCUCCAGGUCAGAAGGAUUUCAUCUGCAGUCCCUGCUCUGUUUUCAGACUGCUUGCAGGUCAGCCCGAUUGGCUGAGGACUGUGCAUCGGAUCCUGUUCUGAAGGAGAACACGUUCACGGCUCCAUCAACGCACAGCCGUGACCAGGACUCGCUGGAGUCUCUGUGCCAAUGCCUGCUGCGCUGCUGUGACUCCGUCUGGAUACCCGGCGUUGUUAAGAUGUGUGAAUGUGCACCAAAUCCUCAGAUAUUGCAGACCUUCUACUCAAUCCUGUGCUCCCAGUUCACUCUCCUGCCAUCUCUCAUGCCGGUCUUUGCUACCAAGAUGGCCUCUUCUGGUUUCUACAGGCUGGCUUUGGAACACAAAGGGGUUUUCUGCGUCGGAAGCAGGAACGCACAUUUGAAUGCAGCUUGCUGUGAUUUCCUCCUCAAAGUCAGCACGUGUCUGCUCUCCCAGUCAAGUCCCGUUUCUGAUGCCUGCCAGCAGGAUGCGGAGGAAGCGGAGAAUCUCCUGCAGUGCAAUCUCCCGUCUCUGUGCUGCGGCAUCUCGGACUGGCCCGCUCUGCUGUGCCAGUCUCCCGGGCCCCUACUGUGUGAUUAUAAAGGACCAAGAGCCACGCAGUACUGCCUGGUCAUAAUACUGCACCUCGCCCUGCAGCAAGGAGACAGGCUCCUCCCAGACCAGACGGUGUUUUCCAGUGUGGUGUGGCUUUUGCGUUCCGUGCAGGAGGAUGGCAGCUCCACCAUCCCGACCUGUGUUCUGCGGUCUGCCCUUUACCUGCUGUCGGUGACACAGGACAAGAGCGUCGCACUUGAGGGGGCUCCUUUGAAGUGCAUCAGCACAGCACUCUCCUGUCAAAGCUUCUCAUCCCUCUACAUUCACCAUCCCGCCUUCCUCCACUUCAUUUCUUGCCAUCCGCUGCUUGAAAAGAAAUUUGGAGCCCCGACCUUGGAACUUUGGUUGACCAAACGGGCGCAGUCGACGCAUCUGACCGCAGACACGCUAAGGACAAAAGACAAAGAUGUGACGAGCAAGAGCAAGAACAAGAGCAAGAGCCAGACACAGAAAUUGCGGAGCUCCUGUCUGUGGUGGAGAAGUACCCAGCUGUCGUCCUGACCCUCCUGGACGUGGUUUGCAGCGGGGAGGCUGCCCUCGCGGAGCGAGCACUGUCAGUUCUGACGCUUCUCUUGGAUGGUCGCAGUGAAUUUGAGGCGGACUUGUGUACCAGUUUGAAACCCGCCCUACUUCAGGCCCUGCAGAGACUCAGUGUGGA